AUGCCGCGGCUCCUUGGGUGGUCCGUGCUUGCGCCCACGGCGGUGUCGGCAUCCCUGGCAGUUCCAGACACUGACACGGUGACUGCUGCCAUUGCUACUGGGACUCUUGGGACGAUUUUGGGGUCAGCACCACUGGCACCAUCUGGGGAUGAACGGCCUGAACGGCGCCUGGGAGCAUCGGGAGCCCUCACCAGCAGUCUCCCAACUUGGAUGUGCAUCCCACGAUCCUUGGUCUAUGCCUGGGAGCUGAAUGCCCGCAACAUCUCGGCCAGCGCGUACCGCCUGGGUGAGCUGAACCCGGAGACCAGCUACGUCCUGCAGGCGCUGAAGGUCCCGGUGCCGCCGCUGCUGGAGCAGCUGGUACCGGAGGUGGCGGUGGUGGAUACCAACAACCCGGAGGAGCUGCCAGAGGGCAUCUCCAAGGUGCGCCUGCAUUCCAUCGUGGAUCAUCACAAGCUUAGCGGCCUGGCCAAUGCCGAGCCUUUGGAGGUGGACAUGCGGCCCCUCUGCUCGGCCACCAGCAUCCUCUAUUCGCGCUCGAAGCUCUACGGCUUGACGCCGAGCAAGGAGAUCGCGGGGUUGAUGCUUUCCGGCAUCUUGUCGGAUUCGCUGGAGUUUCGUUCGCCCACCACCACGGAGACGGACAAGACCCAUGCAGCGGAGCUGGGGAAAUUGGCAGGUCUGGAUGUGCACGACUUCGCGGAACAGAUGUUGGACGCCAAGGCGAAGGUGGAUCACUUGAGUUCUUCGGAGCUGAUCAUGAUGGAUACGAAGAUCUUCAACAUCGGUGGUAGGAAGUUGCGUGUCUCGGUGCUGGAGACCACCAAAGCUGCCGGGCCCUUGGCACAACAGGCCCAGCUGGUGACGGCCAUGCAGAAGCUGAAAGAGAAGGAGAAGUUGGAUGAUGUGCUCUUCUUUGUGGUAGACAUCCUCAAGGAAGCCGCCACCUUCAUCUCCUCCUCACCCAGCGCGUCCAAGAAGGCCUGGAGUGUCAAGGUGGACAGCGAGGGCUUGGUGGUUUUGCCCAAGGCUGGCAGGGGCCGCAGGGGCGAGCCACCGCACCACUCGUCGUUUCCCUUCUUUCCGCAGGUCCUGUCGCGGAAGAAGCAGAUCAUUCCCAAACUCGAAGCCGCCGCCAAGGAGGAACUGUGA
This is a messenger RNA of Cladocopium goreaui, 1152 nucleotides long. The record is from the annotation of a GenBank genome assembly. Lineage: Eukaryota; Dinophyceae; Suessiales; Symbiodiniaceae.